AGAACACCCAUUGGUGAGCCGGGCAGGGCAGGAGGGAACUGAAAGGUAAGGAAGCACUAUUUCAGCAAGAGGUCUCUCCUCCCCGUCUCGAUCCUCCAGCCACUGGCACAGCCUCCCCCUGAAAAUGAUGCUGUGGGAGAAGCGCUGGAGUUGCCCCAUGUCCCAUGCCUAGGAACAUCUCCGCCUCCAGCUCCUCUCCUCUGGGGCUCACGGCAACCCCAUGCUACGCACCGCAGGCAGGGACGGCCUCUGUCGCCUGUCCACCUACUUGGAAGAACUCGAGGCUGUGGAGCUGAAGAAGUUCAAGUUCUACCUGGGGACUGCGACAGAGCUGGGAGAAGGCGGCAGGAUCCCCUGGGGACGCAUGGAGACCGCGGGUCCCCUGGAAAUGGCCCAGCUGCUCAUCACCCACUUCGGGACAGCGGAGGCCUGGAGGCUGGCUCUCAGCAUCUUUGAGUGGAUGAACAGGAGGGACCUGUGGGAGAGAGGACAGAGAGAGGACCUGGUGAGGGAUACCCCACCUGGUGGCCCAUCCUCACUUGGGAACCAGUCAACAUGCCUUCUGGAAGUCUCUCCUGCCACUCCAAAGAAAGAUCCCCAGGAAACCUACAGGGAUUACGUCCGCAGGAAAUUCCGGCUCAUGGAAGACCGCAAUGCGCGCCUAGGGGAAUGUGUCAACCUCAGCCACCGGUACACUCGGCUCCUGCUGGUGAAGGAGCACUCAAACCCCAUGCGGGCCCAGCAGCAGCUUCUGGACACGGGCCGGGAACACGCGAGGACCGUGGGACACCAGACCAGCCCCAUCAAGAUAGAAACCCUCUUUGAGCCAGACGAGGAGCGCCCCGAGCCACCGCGCACCGUGGUCAUGCAAGGGGCGGCGGGGAUAGGCAAGUCCAUGCUGGCUCACAAGGUGAUGCUGGACUGGGCGGACGGGAAGCUCUUCCAAGGCAGGUUUGAUUAUCUCUUCUACAUCAACUGCAGGGAGCUGAACCAGAGUGCCGCGGAACGCAGCAUGCGAGACCUCAUCUCCAGCUGCUGGCCGGAGCCCAGCGCGCCUCUGCGGGAGCUAGUGCGCGUUCCCGAGCGUCUCCUUUUCAUCAUCGACGGCUUCGAUGAGCUCAAGCCCUCUUUCCACGAUCCUCAGGGACCCUGGUGCCUCUGCUGGGAGGAGAAACGGCCCACGGAACUGCUCCUUAGCAGCUUAAUUCGGAAGAAGCUCCUCUCUGAGCUAUCUCUGCUCAUCACCACGAGGCCCACAGCGUUGGAGAAGCUCCACCGUCUGCUGGAGCACCCCAGGCACGUGGAGAUCCUGGGCUUCUCGGAGGCGGAGAGGAAGGAGUACUUCUACAAGUAUUUUCAAAAUGCAGAGCAGGCAGGCCACGUCUUCAACUACGUGAGGGACAACGAGCCUCUCUUCACCAUGUGCUUCGUGCCCCUGGUGUGCUGGGUGGUCUGCACCUGCCUCCAGCAGCAGCUGGAGAGUGGGGGGCUGCUGAGACAGACAUCCAGGACCACCACUGCGGUGUACAUGCUCUACCUGCUGAGUCUGAUGCAACCCAAGCCCGGGACCCCGCACCUCCAGCCCCCACCCAACCAGAGAGGGUUGUGCUCCCUGGCGGCAGACGGGCUCUGGAAUCAGAAAAUCCUGUUUGAGGAGCAGGACCUCCGCAGGCAUGGCCUGGACGGGGCAGACGUGUCCGCCUUCCUCAACAUGAACAUCUUCCAGAAGGACAUCAACUGUGAGAGGUACUACAGCUUCAUCCACCUGAGCUUCCAGGAAUUCUUCGCAGCUAUGUACUAUCUCCUGGACGAGGGCGAGCGUGUGGCAGGCCCAGAGCAGGACGUUAACAGGCUGUUGGCCGAGUACGAGUUUUCAGAAAGGAGCUUCCUGGCGCUCACCAUCCGCUUCCUCUUCGGGCUGCUGAACGAGGAGACCAGGAGCCACCUGGAGAAGGGUCUCUGCUGGAAGGUCUCGCCGCACAUCAAGACGCAGCUGUUGCAGUGGAUCCAGAGCAAAGCGCAGAGCACCGGCUCCACCCUGCAGCAGGGCUCCCUGGAGUUCUUCAGCUGCCUGUACGAGAUCCAGGAGGAGGAGUUUAUCCAGCAGGCCCUCAGCCACUUCCAGGUGAUCGUGGUCAGCAACAUCGCCUCCAUGAUGGAGCACAUGGUCUCCUCGUUCUGCCUGAAGAACUGCAGGAGCGCCCAGGUGCUGCACUUGUAUGGCGCCACAUACAGCGUGGACAGGGAAGACCGGGCUAGGUGCUCUGCAGGGACCCACACGCUGUUGGUGCAGCUACCGGAGAGGACCUUUCUGCUGGACGCCUACAGUGAACAUCUGGCCUCGGCCCUCUGCACCAAUCCGAACCUGAUUGAGUUGGCUCUGUACCGCAAUGCCCUGGGCAGCCGGGGGGUGAAGCUGCUCUGUCAAGGACUCAGACACCACAACUGCAAACUUCAGAACCUGAGGCUGAAGCGGUGCGGUGUCUCCAGCUCAGCCUGCGAAGACCUCUCUGCAGCUCUCAUAGCCAAUAAGAAUCUAACAAGGCUGGAUCUCAGCGGCAAUGGCAUUGGACUACCAGGCGUGACGCUGCUUUGCGAGGGCCUGCGGCAUCCCCGAUGCAGGCUGCAGAUGAUUCAGCUGAAGAUCUGCCACCUCACUGCUGCUGCCUGUGAAGGGCUGGCCUCAACCCUCGGCGUGAACCAGAGCCUGACGGAGCUGGACCUCAGCCUCAAUGACCUGGGGGACCCCGGGGCACUGCUGCUGUGUGAGGGCCUCAGGCAUCCCACCUGCAAGCUCCAGACCCUCCGGUUGGGCAUUUGCCGGCUGGGUGCUGCCGCCUGUGAGGGUCUUUCUACCGUGCUCCAGGCCAACCACCACCUCCAGGAGCUGGACCUGAGCUUCAACGACCUGGGAGACUGGGGCCUGUGGCUGCUGGCCGAGGGGCUGCAACAUCCCACCUGCAGACUCCGGAAACUGUGGUUGGAUAGCUGUGGCCUCACAGCCAAGGCUUGUAAGAACCUUUACUUCACCCUGGGGAUCAACCAGACCUUGACGGAGCUAUAUCUGACCAACAACGCCCUAGGGGACACAGGUGUCCGACUGCUCUGCAAGCGGCUUAGCCAUCCUGGCUGCAAACUCCGAGUUCUCUGGUUAUUUGGGAUGGACCUGAAUAAAAUGACCCACAGUAGGCUGGCGGCGCUUCGAGUAACAAAACCUUACUUGGACAUUGGCUGCUGAAUGGUCCUGUCUGCUGGCUCCCACUUGAAAUCUGGACAGAGGAAGAUGGGAGUGUGCUCGUCAUUCCCACAGCCUCAUGAUCAGGCUCCUUCCUACAAACUCGUGCAGACUAAGAUCAAAAGUCCCUCUGCUUGGGAUCAAAUUAACGUUUGAUGGCCCCUAACAGGAGAGGUAAAACCCCAACAGGGGGCCAGGUGUGGUGCUCAUGCCUGUAACCCCUGUACUUUCAAGAGGGGGUGGGGCAAGAUGGUUGCUAAAGUCCAGAAGUUCAAGACCAGCCUAAGCCACAUAGCACGCCUCCACUAUUACGAAUUAGCCAACGUUUCAGCCUGGGUAACACGGUGAAAUUUAUUAGUACAAUUUAUGACCCAGGAGGACACAUGCCUGUAGUCCCAGCUAUUCUGGGAGCUGAGGUGGGAGGAUCGCUUGAGCCCAGAAGGAUGAGGCUGCAGUGAGCUGUAAUUGCACCUCUGCACCCCAGCCUGGGCAACAGAGGAAGAUCUUGAAAAAUGCCCAGUAGGGGGCCUCAGAAGGCCAUCCAGCCCUGCAGAGCCCUGGCUGCAUCCGGACCUAGUAAUAUUUGAGCUCUAGGGUGGGUGCCACUGCCAUCUAGUGGACGACGCUAGGAAUGCAUGCCAACAUCCAGCAAGGAAUGCACAGGAACAAAGCGCUUGGUCCAAAGGCAAAUUGUGCCAAGCUGAAGAAAGCCUAUUCUCCAAUGUCACAGGCUAUGUGGGGCACUCGGCAUUUGGGAAGAGAUUGGUAUACAAGCUGACCCUUAGAAUGCUUGUUAUAGCUGGGGCUGGUGGUUCACGCCUCUAAUUCUAGCACCUUGGGAAGCCAAGGCAGGUGGAUUGCCUGAGCUCAGGAGUUCCAGAACACCCUGGGUAACAUGGUGAAACCCUGUCUCUACUAAAAUACAAAAAAAAUUAGCUGGGCA
This is a messenger RNA of Cebus imitator (Panamanian white-faced capuchin), 4178 nucleotides long. RefSeq names its product NLR family pyrin domain containing 12 (gene NLRP12). Bases 221 to 3238 code for a protein of 1005 amino acids. Gene Ontology annotation, cellular component: cytoplasm. The record is from RefSeq and is a predicted model, not a curated record. Lineage: Eukaryota; Metazoa; Chordata; Mammalia; Primates; Cebidae. Gene Ontology annotation, molecular function: protein binding. The transcript has 9 exons. Gene Ontology annotation, biological process: negative regulation of inflammatory response; cellular response to cytokine stimulus; positive regulation of MHC class I biosynthetic process.